AUCAGCUGAUAUGGAUAUUUACCUUUGUGAAAAUUUUAUCAACAUUUUCUUUAUACAUUGAAAUAGUGAAAAACUAAGUAUGGAAGUGCCAAAAAUUAAGCAGAAUAAGAAAAAGGAAAAGAAACAGAAACAGAAAACUGAGAGAAAACCAAUUUGUCAUGAAGAAGAAUCAACUUCGUUGAAUGUAAAUAUUGAAAGUGAAAUUCAAGAAGCAAUUCAGGAUACACCUAGUUGCUCAAAAAAUGAGAAUGUGCAGACACCGAAACUUCCAGUCAACGAAGAGAAUAAACUGGAUAUUCUAGUGAACGAAGAGAGUAAUCAAAGUGUUCCAGUCAACGAAGAAAAUAUCCAGAAUGUCGCAACUAGUGAAAAUAUUCUCAAUGAUAGUAAAGAUAACAUUUUAAUUCCUGAAAAUAAUGAAACAGAAUCAAAUCAAGCGGGUAACUCGCAAACUGAUAGUCUAAAUAUGUUAACGAAAAAUGAAGAGAGUCAACAAACAUUACAAAAUGAACCAAAUCAAAUCUGUCCCGAUGAACAAAUAUCCAAUAAUAUCACAUUACCUAAACAAAGUACAGACUUGAAAAUGAAACCAAUUUUAACUGAAGAAAAACAUGACACUGUUGUAGCUUUGAAAAAUUUAUCGUUAAAUCAAACCAAAGAUUCUAUUCGAUACCAAAUAUGUAAUGUACCUUCAAAAGAAUUAAUAGAAAACUCGAAUCAACAGAUGAAAAUGAAACCAUUUACGUCCAUUCAAUUAUGUGAAUUAUAUCAUAAUGAAGAAUAUGAUUUGGCAACAACACAUUUCAUACGAGAAUUUAUUGAUACGGAAUUAAGUGCGAAUUUUGAUAAACAACAUAAUUUAUAUCAUUGUUUGAUGUCAUAUUAUCAAGUAAAACAAAAGUCUAUUCAAUAUAAUUUAGAAAUUCAAAAUUUAAUACAAAAAUGUUCGACUGAUGAAGGAAAACUUUGGAUCGUCAAUGAAACAAAGGUUUCAAAAACAAGCGAAUGUUCAAAUAAGCAUUCUGUUAGUGUAGUACAAAAUUACACGUUGGCUUCAUUUCAAAAUUCUUUAUUUAAAGAGUUAACGACAUCUUUAUUGCAAAUUAAACAACGGCUUCACGACGAUUAUGAGCUAAAUUUAUAUUUAUGUCAGACUUAUAAAUUACAGGUUGACUAUCGUAUUCAAUGUAUUACGGAUGAAUGUCGAGGAGUAGCAAAAUUAUCACCAAAGUCACCCGUACAAUUACAAGAAGGCGCAUUGCCUUUAUAUCUAUUACAAGAGAUUCGAAUAUGUUUAUCAAUUUUAUUUUAUUUUCAACGACGUAAUAUUUCUGAAAAAUCUUUUAUUGACGAAACUAGAAAAUGGAUUGAACAACUAGUUGCUAUUUUAUUACGAGUCGCAUCCUGGAAGGAUCAUUUAUUUUUGUUACAUCAUAUACUAAGAUGUCCAGGUGGUAUCGCUAAUUGGGCAACACAUUUUAUUCAAGCACCAUGUCCUAAAACACUGUCAUCGUCCCCAUUCUCUGAUGCGUACAUUAAUCAUGUUGUGACAACCAUAGCUAUUAUUUUAAGUCCGAUUGAGAAACGUGAAGCAUUUCUUUCCGAAUUUUUAGCACGAGAUAUGGUAAAUGAUAGUAUGUGGAUUGUGGUUGAUUCUGAUGGUGAAGAUGAAGAGAACGAAUCUGUAAAUACAUGUCCUAUUCGAGAAAGUGAUUUAAUCGCAUUGCUAAAUCAAAUACCACUUGGUAAUCUGUUUCGUAAUUUGACACGAGUUAUUACCAAAGACGAUCAAGAUAUUUUAAAUUUAGAUGAAAUAACCGAAUCAUAUUUACUGCAAUUGAUUGCAUGGAGUUCCAAAUGGAUAGAAAUUUUAGGAUGUGGUAUACGCACUUAUUCCACAGGACGAUAUCGACAAUUAAUAAAAUUAUUAUCACGUUUUAUCAAUUAUACAAUACAGUAUGUGACAGAAGUAUGGAUACUAUUUAGCGCUCAUAAUACAAGAAGGAUACGCGACGAAGCACUGAUACAACGUUUACAAAUUGAAUACGAUGCAUUAUUUUUACGUGCUACAAAAUCAAUUUAUUCAUCACAACGACUUGGUGCAUGGCAAUUUUUAGCAGUUUUACCAUUUGAAACACUUUCAUCACCGACUUUAUGGAUAGUUUAUUAUUUACUUCAUAAUAGUGAUGCUGAGAUUGAAACAAUGACGGAAGAUUUAAAUAAAAAUGAUAUUAUUAAAGAUCUAAAUAGUGCUUCAUUCAAAAUGCAGUUCGAGGAAAUAGUUAAAAAAUUACCGGAUGCUGAAAUUUAUUAUUUAUUACAAACAUUUGCAAAUAUGGCUUUGUCUAGGACACAAAAAGAUGAUUGGGAUUUUAUACAGCUUGCCACUAUUAAUCUUUUACACGUUGGCUUUACAAGCGUAUCAACACGUGAAAAUAAUUCGAAGCACGUUAGAGAUUUAUUAUCAAAUUUAACCGUUAAACAUCCAAUUUUAAUUUCAACGAUUUUAAAAUGUCUACAUGAACAUAUAUCACAUAUGGGGCAGUUAGCUUUGUAUCUUUUCAAAGAAUUACCAUUACAUUUAUGGGUACCAACAGAGGAGGACUUCCAACUAUUAGCCCAAGAGUUAACCAACAGACCAAUUAUUUCAUUUGAAAAUAACUUAGUCAGAUUUAUUUUGGCUCAUUUAAAUUGGGAUUUUCGAGAAAAUUCAAAGAACGAUGAAUUAUUUUUACCACAGCAGAUUCAUUUACGAAUUGCUUUACUAUUAGUAACAGCAACCACAAAACAUUAUGCAGAUGGUAUGGCAAAAGGUACUGAUGUAUGUAUGAUUUGGGAGAGUUGGGUAUGGAAAUUUUUGUUACGGCUACGUUUACAUUUAUUUGAUCAAGAUUCGCGCACUAUUUAUUAUUAUUUUAAUGAUCCAGUUGUGGUUUUACAAAAUAUUCCCGAAUAUCAUCCCGAUAUUUUACAAGCUUUGAAAGAUAAACAACAUGUGGCCACAUUUGUAACACUUUUAACAACACAAUGCGGACACUCUGUACCAUUAAUUUGUGAUCAUGGUUUUGUUUUAAUGCAAAAUUUAAUAAACUCAACUCGAUACAAUGAAGUUAUAUUUGCAUUACAUUUAAUUAUUCCAAUUUUUUUAUCGUGUGAAGAAGCACUUUGGCAUUGUGAUAAAUUAAAAGAUGUGAUAAUUGGCUUAUUUAAUGCUGACAAAGGUUACGUAAAAAUGGCAAAAAAUUUAAUUAUUGCAAAUGAUCCUGGUCCAAUAAUUAAACAAUUUGGUAAUAUGAUACAGUACCAUUUGAAUAACGAUAAAAAAUAUUUUCUGGAGAAUCCUGGAAAAUUAAUUUCAAUAUGGCUACGAAUAGUUACAUCAAUUGAAGGAUGGAAUCGGGAUAGUAAUUAUAUAUAUAUUGUGGAUAUAAUUUUACGUUCAGCAUUUUUUUGUGCACCGAUUUAUACGGAAGUUUUUGAUAUUUUAAGAGAAUUAUUAAAGGUACAUAAUGAUUCUACAAAAACACAAACAUCAAAUUCAUCAGGAGGAAUAUCUUCGUUAUUUUCUUGGAUGUCAACUUCAGCAACAAUGCCAACAUUAUUAUUAACAAUAUCAGAAAAUAGUGUUUGGCUAGGAUAUUUUCUUUUAGAAUUAGAAUAUAUUGAAUUUGAAUACAAAACAGGUGUCUGGAAGGAGUUGUUUACACAAAUUAGAAAUAGUACAUCUACGAAAACCAACAUUGACAAUUCAUUGAAGAAAGCGGCUGAAAUAUGUAAAACUCCAUUUUUUGGUUCAAAAUUUUUAAGUAUAUAUCGUUGGUCUCAACAGGCAUUAGAAGCAUCAUUUGAUCAUCCUAUAUUGAUAUUAUUAUGGCAAAAAUUUUUUGCUUUAUAUUUUUAUCGUAAUAUCGAAAUGAACAGAGAUCUUGGUGGUAUUGGAAAUAAAUUUUUUGAAGGUGUUAUUAAUUUAAAUUAUUUGAAAAAAAUUAAAAAACGUUUACAAGAUACUGUUGAAUAUUUUAGUAAAAAAGCUGAAGAAUUUCCAAGUAGAAGGGAAUAUUUUAUUAAUUGUGAAAGUUUAUUUAAAACAUUUCUUUUAUGGUUUGAGGAAACACGUUUACAAGAACCAGGAUUUAAUAUACAUUCUUUGCCACCGACAUAUUUACCACAAAAGUUAUUAUCACUUUUUGAACAAAGUAACGAAUUAUGGUUUGAGUAUGUGAAUUAUGAACAUGUAAAAAAUUCUACAAAUUUAUGCUCAGAAGAAUGGAUAACGAAUUGUUAUCGUAAUCAAAUAACACGUAUUGUAUCACCGAUCAAGAAAUGUUAUAAUCAAGAAGAUCAUUUAAAACAUUUAUUAAAUCGUUUAAAUUCGUACGAUAAUCCACAACCACCUCCAGAAUUAUCACCUAUAUCGACGAUAAUUCCUCCAUUUGCACCAAAUAUAUUCGUCGAUAAAAUGAAAUUAAUGUCACUUUUAAAACCUCGAGUGAAUACUGUCAUCAAAUUUACGCAGAAUCAUUCAAUGCUAUUUUCACAACAUACCGCGUUAGAUUGUGGCUAUGGAGAAUUAUUACCGCAAUUAUAUAAAUCCGAAUUACGAACAAUUCGAAUGAAACAACGUUGUGCUAAUAAUGGUUGCUCUGAAGUAGUUAAUAUAACUUUUAUGAAUACAGAAAGUAAACUUAAUGAAAGUAUUUUACAUCAAAUUCGUUCGAAUCGUUCAGAGUACGAAGUAAUUUUAAAACGAUGUUUAAGCAAUUUUCCACCAGAUUUUUGCAAUGCUUGCCUUUACAUUCUUCAAGCUAAUAAUCUUUUAGUAUCAGAAUUUAUUAAAGCAUCAUCAAAUAACGAUAAUGAAAAAAUCGAAAAUAUUCAAAGGGUUGCAGCUGAUAGUUUUUAUUAUAUAAUUUCAGUAUUUUCGGAUGAAAUUAAAUUUUAUUCACCAGCUCGAUUUUUAUUUUCGUCAAUUACAACACGACUAGGAGAGACGUUCAUAACUGGUUGGGACACGGAAACCACACGUUUACUAAAUAUUGCAAUACAAUUUCCAAAGUUAAUUGAUACACUGGUUUCAUUAUUCGAACCUCCAGUCGAUGGAGUGGGCUUUCUAAAUGGCUAUAAAUUUCUAGUGGAUCAUAUUACUAAUUUACCACCAGAGACAACGUUUUUGUUUUUAUCCAAGUUUGAUAUAAAAAAAUGGUUGGGUGUAAAAAAACCAAGGCUAUGUGAACGCUCAGAAAUAUUAUCAACUCUAAUGCAAGCAUUAAUGGCGUUAGGUUUAAAACCUGAAGAACAAUUUAAUCUUCUGCAUGAGCUACUUAGAAGUCAUUUAAUAUCAGUAUUUUGUCAUGAAUGGCCUGAACAUUAUGGUGAAGUUCUUCAAGCAGUUUUACGUGCAAGUAGUACAUCAGAACCAGAUGGAGGUUGUAUAAGUGUACUAGUAUGGAAAGAUUUAUUAAAUACUUUAGGGUAUAAACAACUUCCGUCACAAAGUUAUGUUGAAGAAUUACGUCAUUAUGCGACUACACAAACAUUACUCAAAUAUAAUGAGUUACUAGAAAGUGCUGUUUUAUUGGGUCAUCAUUUUACUCAAGAACGAUUAACAUAUGGUCUUUAUGGUUUAUACCCACGUUUUCGACCGUACGUAGAGCAAAUUACAACUUUAUUAGCAAUGUUUGGUCAUGGAUUAGUUGUUAGCGUAAUGCAUAAGUACCCGGGUCUUUUAGCUGAUGAAUUACUUGAAAUGAUAUGGCCUGGAUUAACGGACAUGUUUUCACCAUGGCUAAUGCCAUAUUGGACAAGAAGUUUGAAGGAUACAUCAGCUGUAUGGAUUCAACAAUUAACCGAUGGACGGGCUGCAGUUCUGCCAUGGAUAUAUGCUGAUAUUAAUUAUGCACAAAAAGUCAUUAGUGCUUUUGUAAAUAUUAUUCGAUUUAUUAUUGAAAUGUUACCAGCAUCCAAUAGUAUUUUUAAUCGAGUGUGGCAAUAUUAUAUUAGUAAUUUUGCACAUUCAGCCGUAAAAGAUCAUGUUUUAUCGCCGAUUCAUUCCUCAUUAUUGACGUUACCAUGGGAAAGAUUUUGGCCAUCUUUACAAGAUCUAGAAAUAAUGUUGAAGGUUGUUGAUCAAUAUUUACCAACGUGUCACAUAUUUAUUGGUUGUAUAGCAAUGCGUAUACCUUGGGUCCAGUGGCUGAAUGCUAUCGAGAAUAACGAUACACCGACAGCGAUCACUAUUCGGACACAACAAUGUCUUCUACCAUUAUUAGUUAAAUUAUCUCAUGAACCAGCUGUUCAGCAACAGAGUUUGAAACAUUUACAAACUUUGCUUUCUCAAGCAUUCCGUUUUAAUUGGUAUCACGUAGAUGUUGCUACUUAUGAAACGCUUAUUAAUUGGUAUGUGAUGAGUGUUGAUCCAAAAGUAGUUUUACGUUUGAAUGAUAAAUCACAUAAAUUAGACUAUUUAAUUUUAGAUGUUUUACUAGCUUCUGCUGAACAUAUACCAAGUGGUAUUGGUGGAAAAUUAGGUGUACAUGCUCAAGCUAAACGUAAAAUAUUUAUUCGAAGUUUUACGCGUUUGUUAAUUGCUACAGCGAAUCGUUACAAAAAUUUAGUAAAUAGUGAGAAUAUUAAGUUCCGUACCACUGUCGUUGAAGUUUUAGAAGAUAUGGAAAAUAUUUUAAAAACUAAUGCUGUAAAUGAAACUAAUAAGUUUACAGAAGUUACAGAACUUCUAGAAGAAUUUUUAAUUAUUUCCGAUGAUAAAAAUUUGUCGUUACUUUUUAAUGAAACAUUGACUGAAUGGCUUUCUAGUCGUACUGAAUAUAAUCUAGUUUUACAUGGAGUUUUAUCUGUGCUUGGAACUGUACCACAAUGUUUAACUGCAACUGGUGCCAUACUGGAUGCUGCCUUAUUAGGUUAUUUUAAUUUAUCUGAACCCAAAUGGGAAAUGGUUGUAAAAUUGUUAAAAGGACGUAAUUUAUGGACGUCAAGAAAAUUACUGGAAGUAAUGGCUCAAAAUGGUAAUAUUUUAGCAUUUCAUUCAAUAAUGUUAAUUCGUAAAGAUGAUCAGACAAUUUCGUUACCAGAAUUAAUUGAAUGGAUUACACAAAUUAAACCAGAUAAAAAUAUUGAAAGUCGAUUACCAUUAAUAUGGAACGAUGUUCUAGAGCUAAUAAUUACCGAUUAUCAUAAAACGAGUGAGACAAACGAUGAAAAAUGUAUUGCUAAUAUUUUAACGAAUCUAAAAAAGUUUACAAGUUAUUUAAAUAAAAUAGCGGAUGAAAAAAGUGGUUGGGGUAAUUCAUUGUUGGGUGCGAUGCGUAUCAGAAAUAAUAGUGUAGAAAUUACGAAUCGGUGUCGAUUUUUUUGUAAAGCGUUAGCGUUAUUUUUAAAUGCACAAAUAAUUGAAAAUCAUUCAGGUAAUGAGAUAAUUCGUUGUUGUGGUGAAUCAAUUCAAUCAGAAAAUUUGAAUACGACUGACGUUAAAAGUUUACAUCAAUUUUCUCAUGGAGAAUUAAAAGUUUGUGCUGAUAUAACUAUUAAACAGAUUCAAGAUUUAAAAAAUUCGCUUCACAAUUCAAAGGAUAUUACAACGUUUUUAUGCCAGCAACUUUAUAAUGAACGGUUUCUUUAA
Molecule: messenger RNA, 7636 nt
Organism: Chrysoperla carnea
Lineage: Eukaryota; Metazoa; Arthropoda; Insecta; Neuroptera; Chrysopidae
Gene: Epg5
Product: ectopic P granules protein 5 homolog
Exons: 36
Coding region: 80-7636 (2518 amino acids)
Biological process (GO): autophagosome maturation
Cellular component (GO): cytoplasm
Source: RefSeq, a predicted model, not a curated record